AUGAAGACUAUACUUGUCCAACCUUUAACAAACACGGGAAAUAAAAGAAAUCAAGAUGUGAGAAAAAUUAGUCCUCACGUGUUUCAUGUUUCGGAUAAUCCAAAUCAAACGCUUCCGGAACCGGAAGUAAUUGAUGGACCCGUGGUAAAUGAGAGCGAAAAGAUAUGUCCGGAUGAUGGGAACAUACAGGAACUCUGGAAUGACUUCCGGGACAACACGACGAUGCACGGACUGAAAAAUGCCAAUCUUAGACAGCGAUACAGGCUACGAUGUGGUAUAUGGGCCGUUGCAUUGCUUGCUAUGGGAUCAUUCCUGGUGUACACGACGUAUGAGCAAUUUACCAACUACUUCAAAUAUCCAACCAUCACCAACACUCAUGUGCAGACGGAAAGUAGUGUAAAAUUUCCGGCCGUCACUCUCUGCAGCGCUUCUUCAUUAAAGAGAGAAGCCCUUCCCAAGAUCCUCAAUCUUGAAUACUUUCUUCUAACGGAGAGUGUGAUUGGUGGCUUUUUUCCUAGGUUGAAUUUAAGCCAAUCAGAAUAUUCGGACUACCAUCUUCCACGAAAUGCAUCAUGGGUAAAUGAAACAUCGAACAAAGUAGAAGAUUUAUUUCUUUACUGCUUCUUUGAGGGAGAGUCAAAAGAUUGUCAUGACGUGAUGAAACCAAUUGUUACAAAAUUAGGAGUUUGUUACACAUUUAAUAGUCGGGAGUAUGUUGAAGAAAAUAAUCACAUUGUGACAUCACGAACCGGAAGCUCGUCAGGUUUACAGCUAUAUCUCAAGGUUGAUCAACAGAACUUUGUCUACAACGAUAUCAUGGCUGCGGGAAUAAAGGUUGUAAUCCAUGAUCAGAACGAGGAACCGGAUGUCGUUGACAAAGGCUUCAUGAUUUCUCCUGGCUUCUCUACGUUUGCCUCCAUUCAUAAAACAGAAUAUCAUUACUUGCCAAGCCCAUAUAAGAUAAAUGGAGACCAGUUCUGUCUGAACACAAAAUCUGCAGCCUUUACAAAUCCACUGACGCUCUAUGACGUGUACAGCAAAAGCGCGUGCAUGAUGGAGUGUAAACAAAAUCACGUGAUCAAACUAUGUGGAUGCAGGUCACCAUUUGAUAAAGGAAAAGAAACCAUAUGUUCGCUUGCAAAAAUGUCAACGUGCUACGAUGUUGAAAGCGAGAAAUUUGACAAAAAUAGCACCGCCCAACAUCUUUGCGCAUGCACAGUCGAAUGUGAGUACAGUGAAUAUUACGCACGAUUAUCAACAGGAUAUUUUCCCGCUAUGAAUUACCAGGCCGUUCUCUCUCAAAUGGGAUUUACCAAUUUUCGGGACACCUAUAUGGAACUAGCAAUUUAUUUCGAGUCCUUGGGAUACUUGAAAGUGGAACAGGUACCGGAAUACAGUUUUGGAGAUAUUGUGGGUAUUUUAGGUGGUCAGAUGGGAAUAUUUCUCGGCGCUAGUCUGUUGACUCUGAUGGAACUGAUAGAGUUUAUUCUAUUGUCGCCUUUGGUUGUCGGAAAACGAGUGUAUCAAAGAGUCUCUAAGAAAUAAUGCGACAUUGUAUGAUAACUGAAUAACAAUAUACGGAUUUUUUUUGCAUUAUAUCAAUCUGCACUGAUGAUAAACAUUUUGAUUGAUUUACUGUUUUAAUAAUUUGAUUUCAUAUUUUACUACGGUAUCAC
Saccostrea cuccullata (small rock oyster) is the source of this 1676-nucleotide messenger RNA. RefSeq names its product acid-sensing ion channel 4-B-like. Gene Ontology annotation, biological process: sodium ion transmembrane transport. Gene Ontology annotation, cellular component: plasma membrane. NCBI's taxonomy places the organism in Eukaryota, Metazoa, Mollusca, Bivalvia, Ostreida, Ostreidae. Bases 1 to 1545 code for a protein of 514 amino acids. The transcript is spliced from 8 exons. The record is from RefSeq and is a predicted model, not a curated record. Gene Ontology annotation, molecular function: ligand-gated sodium channel activity.